UUUUUUUUAAGAGAGAGACAUUAUUUUUUGCAAGGGAUACCAAUAAGUUUGUAAUUUAUUUAAGUUUUUUUUUUUUUUGAAAAACUUACAAUAUGAAUUGAAAGUUAUAUUAGUAUACUUUAGAAAGUCUCACCAUUGGGAAAUUACACUUCACACGAGUUGUUAAAUUGAGAAGUGGAUUGGAUAUCACCAUUGGAGAUAAAAAAACAAUUCAUUUUAUAUUUUAAUACUCAAAGUUAAGUCUCAUUAAUGGAGAUAGUCAUAAAUAGUCUAAAUGUAGCACAAUUCAGUCGAUGCAACUUUAAAUAGGGAAAAUCCAAGUCUUUGCCUGAUUUUUAUAAGUCAAUUCAACUUUUCAAACACGCCAAACUCUUGUCUUCUCCUUCCCUCUUCUCCCUUCUUUCACUCUUACCUCUGUUUUGCUCCUCUUUUCUAAUUCUUCUUUCUUCAUUCUUAAUUCCUCACUUGAAACACUAACAAUUUUAUUCAACAUGAAAAUUGACAGCUUCAAUUUCUUCUUGUUCUUGUUCUUCAUUCUUUUCUUGAAUUCGGUUUCUUCAAAGCUAUCUCCAACGCAGAAAUCGUCCAUGAUCAAACUCUCCGAACAACUUCACAGCCAAGUGUCCUCUUUCUCAUGGGAUACUAGCAAAGACCCGUGUACAUGGACCGGUGUGGCAUGCAAUAAUUUUAGCAGCUCUGUCAUCAAAAUCUCUCUUUCUAGCUUGAAACUCACCAAUUCCAGUUUCUUACCUAUUGCAUGCCAAAUUCCAUCUUUGGAGGUUCUUGAUGUUUCAAAAAACCUCCUAAACUCAAUCCCAGGUGAGUUUUUAUCGAGCUGUGGUGUUAUCUCUACGCUCAAGACGGUUAAUUUUAGCUGGAACAGAGUUUCUGGUUCUCUACCCUCUUUUGAGAAUGGCUAUACCAGUUUGGAAGCCCUUGAUUUAUCUCAGAAUUUAAUGAGUGGAUCCAUUGAGACGCAAUUAAAUGCAUUGGUGAAUCUCAAAAGCUUAAAUCUUAGCUCUAAUAGUUUCACUGGUUCCAUUCCAAUCAACAUUGGAGAAGUCAAGGGGUUAGAGCAACUUCAAUUAUCAGCCAACAAUUUUCAAGGCACUAUACCAGAACAGCUUGCUGAUUACAGAAAUCUAACCGUUCUUGAUCUUAGUUUGAACCAGCUCAACGGGAGAAUUCCUUCGAAAAUUCAGAAGCUCUCUAAGUUGGAAGUGCUAGUGUUGUCAGGUAACAGACUAAGCGGGGAGGUCCCUGGUUUUUUUUCCAAUAACACGAGACUACAGAGAUUUGCAGCCAACCAGAACGAGUUUUAUGGUAGUGUACCAUCUGGGAUAACAAGGUAUCUGAAGACUUUGGACUUAAGUUACAAUAACUUAAGUGGGUCAAUACCAAAUGAUCUAUUGUCACAACCAAACUUGCAGAAAGUUGAUCUCUCUUACAAUAGGCUGAUUGGAACGAUACCUGGGAAUGUUUCUUCAAGUUUGGUUAGGCUGAGAUUGGGAGGUAAUUUACUGCAGGGAUCAAUUUCGCCAAUCAAUUUCAGAAAUCUUCAGAGCUUGGAAUAUUUGGAGCUGGAAAAUAACAACUUGAUUGGAAAAUUACCUGUUGAUCUUUGCUCAUGUCAGAAGUUAAGCUUGUUGAACUUGGCUGAAAACAAACUAUCCGGGGAAUUACCAACAGAAUUGGGCAAUCUGAAGCAGCUUCAAGUUUUGAGUCUUCAGCUCAACAAUUUUGUUGGCAAUAUUCCUAGUGAAAUCACCCAGCUAUCCAAGUUGACAAGCCUAAAUAUCAGCUGGAAUUUGCUAAGCGGUCCAAUUCCUCCUUCCAUCUUAUUCUUGGAAAGACUUGAAUACCUGCAUUUGCAGGAGAACAAGCUGAGUGGUUCAAUACCCAGAACCAUUGGCAACUUGAGUUCCCUGUUUGAACUCCAGCUAGGGAAAAACCAUCUCAGUGGGGAGAUUCCUCUGAUUCCUCAGUAUUAUCUGAACCUGAGCCACAAUUUUUUUGAAGGGGCCAUAUGCUCAUUUGAUGAGAUGGCUUCCCUGGAGAUUUUGGAUCUCUCCAACAACAGAUUUUCUGGCAAUAUUCCAGAUACUCUUGAAGACAUGUCACAGCUAUCAUAUUUGAACUCUCAACUCGGUUGUCUGAGGUCUCUUGAUUUGUCCAACAAUAAUCUGUCUGGACCAAUUCCAACCAUUUUGCAAAUAUUUGGAUAUCAAACUUUUGGCGGGAAUGAAUACCUCUGUGGGUAUCCAGUAUCAAAUAGCUGCGACACUGAGGAAGGAGGAGAAGAUGGCUUAUCCUUCUAUAUAGGGCUGUAUGUGAGUAUAGGGAUUGGAUUCUACCUCGGUUUUUGGGGAGUUUGUGGCACUCUCGCAUUUAAACAUACUUGGAGAUAUGCCUUCUUCAACUUCAUUGACACCAUAUAUAACAGAAUCUAUGUAACUGUAGCUAUUUAUAUCGCCAGAUUUCAGAGGAAGUCUCUGACAUAAAUAAAUAAAUAUUCCAUUUUCUGUACUUCAUCAGCUCUUCAUCUUAGAUGCAAGAUGCGAAAAUGCAAAUAGCUGUUGAAUAAUAUUAUGUUUCAGUGUUUAUCAGUGUACCACACCACCUACUUCUCUCUAGAUUAGAUUUUCUUGGAAGUCUUGUACUUAAACAUAAAUAAUAUUACGCCACUGUUAUUAGUUAUUCCUAGUUUCCUACCUACAUAGUACGUACACACAC
Messenger RNA from Chenopodium quinoa (quinoa), 2733 nucleotides. RefSeq names its product probable LRR receptor-like serine/threonine-protein kinase At1g34110. Gene Ontology annotation, molecular function: protein binding. The coding region runs from base 492 to 2501 and encodes 669 amino acids. Lineage: Eukaryota; Viridiplantae; Streptophyta; Magnoliopsida; Caryophyllales; Amaranthaceae. The transcript is spliced from 2 exons. The record is from RefSeq and is a predicted model, not a curated record.